Aureobasidium vineae is the source of this 804-nucleotide messenger RNA. Lineage: Eukaryota; Fungi; Ascomycota; Dothideomycetes; Dothideales; Saccotheciaceae. The record is from the annotation of a GenBank genome assembly.
UACCAUCAAAGUCAAACCAUGUUGACGAGUGCAAAGACAAGAGUCAGUCAAGUCCUAAACCACUUUACCAACCCAACAAGGAGCUUCACAUUGUCAAAAUCCAGUAUGGCAAAGCUAGACAUCAACUCGACCGUUCGCAUGAACUCAGGUUACGAGAUCCCACUCCUCGGCUACGGAGUCUACCAAACACCCAUGGACAUUGCUGAAGAAGUCACUGCCCAUGCUGUCAAGUGCGGCUAUCGUCAUGCCGACUCAGCAGCUGCGUACCGCAACGAGGCGCCUACAGCGGCCGGUCUACUCAAGGCUCAAGUCCCUCGCUCAGAGCUCUUCUUUACAUCUAAAGUGCCUCCCAAAGCCGUCAACUAUGAUGCGGCCAAAGCUGUCGUUGACGAGUCGCUACGACUGACCGGGUUGGACUACAUUGAUCUUUACCUCCUGCAUGCGCCGUAUGGCGGUAAAGAAAAUAGAUUGGGUGCUUGGAAGGCGUUGGUUGAGGCGGUAGAGGCCGGAAAGGUAAGAAGUAUUGGUGUGAGCAACUAUGGCGUACACCAUCUCGAUGAGCUUGAGGAGUGGAUCAAGCAGACUGAGGAGAAGGAGGGCAAGGGGAAGGGCGGUUUGUUGAGUGUCAAUCAGGUAGAGUUGCAUCCUUGGUUGGCUAGAGACGACAUUGUGGAAUGGUGCAAGAAGAGAGGUGUCGUUCUGGAAAUCGAUGACCCUCUUCUUACACCCCUGGCAAAGAAGUACACCAAGACGACCUCCCAGAUUUUACUCCGCUGGGGCCUGCAAAAGGUAUUUGAUCCUUGA